Messenger RNA from Equus caballus (horse), 1275 nucleotides. The record is from RefSeq and is a predicted model, not a curated record. Lineage: Eukaryota; Metazoa; Chordata; Mammalia; Perissodactyla; Equidae.
AUGGCGCAAAACGCUGCCCCUAAAUUGGAGAGACAGACAGGCAAUUCAGAGAACCCCAGCUUACUGGAGCAGGAAGCCCAGAGCCAAGAGCUCCAUGGUAACCAGGGACAGGGAAGCCCCCAGGGUCCCCAGGAGGCGCCCAGGGUCCAAGGUCCGGGGCCGGGAGCUGCUACCGAGGACGUAGAGGCGCUAGGUCCUGCCUUCUACCCUAAACGUUCCUUUAAGCCGGAUUCCCAAGGGCUUCAGGCGGCCUUUCCUGCAAGUCGCCGGGGCAUCGCAGGGCAUCUGCUGCCCCCUAUCGGUGACUUUAAGCCGGAAGACGCCCCGGCGGAGGGUCUUCAGGACGACAACGGAAAAGUCCCACUACACGCUCAGAGCGCUGGUGCUGGCGCCCCCAACUGCCGGUGGCAGCAGGAGAUCCGGGAUCCAGUUGGUCCCCUCCGAGGGUUCCGCCCGCCCGCGCUGGCGGUGGGGCCCUCCAGGGUCGCUGCGAGUCUGGGAGAGGAAGGAGGCUCCGCUGGCUCCGUUCUCCCUCCCAGCUCGCCGUGGCCAUGGCCCCGCCAAGUCUCCGCUCCCGAGCGGCCGCAGGUGCCGAGUGGCCGAUCCCCGGAGCGAGUGAAACGCGGGGCUCGCCGCCCCAUCCCGUCCCCGGCUCCAGGAGGGUCUCCGGCGGGUGGCCGCGUCCCCUCGGUCCGGCGCCCCCUCCCCGCGGCCUGUGGGCGCGGCGCGCAGGGGCGCGGGCGGGCGGCGGCUCCCGGGCGCAGGCGGAAGGCGCGGCACCGCCUCGGUCACGGCCGCCGCCGGGCUCAGGCGGAAGCCCGGGCUCCGGAGGGGCGGGGCCGCCGCGCCCGGCGAGGCCCAGGGCUCCGGGCCCCGGCGCGCCCGUCGGUGCAGCAGCGGAGCCCCGGCGGCCGCCGCGCCCGCCAGGCACCGAUGGCCCCUGGUCAGCUUCAGCGCCCUCCCCGCGCGUGGUGGGGCGAGGCCGUGCCCACGCGUGUCCGUCCGGCUGCGCGUCUGUCACUUGCACACUCGGAGCCCCUCCGGCCGCGCAGGCCCCGGCUCUGGGGUUGGCGGCUCCCGCGUCUGCCACCUCCAGGACCCGGAGCCGCCAACCCCAGCCUCCCGGCGAGCCGGGACUUCCCGGAUGGGGCCAUGCUUUCCUUCCAGGACAACCAGGGCUCCUCCCCUCCCGGCGAUCUUUCUAGGAGGCCACCUCCAGAGAUUCCGAGGCGAUUUCCUCCCUGCCGGUACCAAACCGGUAACUCCUCUCACUGA